AUGGCCAACGCCCCUCACGGUGGUGUCCUCAAGGACCUUCUCGCCCGCGAUGCUCCCCGCCACGCUGAGCUCGCCGCUGAGGCCGAGACUCUCCCCUCUGUGGUCCUCACUGAGCGCCAGCUGUGCGAUCUCGAGUUGAUCAUGAACGGAGGUUUCUCCCCUCUCGAGGGUUUCAUGAACCAGGCAGACUACGACGGUGUUUGUGAGAACAACCGCCUCGUCGACGGCAAUGUGUUCUCGAUGCCCAUUACUCUCGAUGCUAGCCAGGAGGUGAUCAAUGAGAACAAACUACAGGCUGGCUCUCGCAUCACUCUCCGUGACUUCCGCGACGACCGCAACUUGGCCAUUCUUACUAUUGAUGACAUUUACCGCCCCGACAAGGCCAAAGAGGCUAAGCUUGUCUUCGGUGGUGACCCCGAGCACCCGGCCAUUGUGUACCUGAACCAGACUGUUCAGGAGUUCUACAUUGGUGGCAAGAUCGAGGCUGUCAACAAGCUGAACCACUACGACUAUGUCGCCCUUCGCUACACACCCGCGGAGUUGCGUGUCCACUUCGACAAGCUGGGCUGGUCCCGCGUCGUCGCCUUCCAGACUCGCAACCCUAUGCACCGUGCUCACCGUGAGCUGACCGUUCGCGCGGCCCGCUCCCGCCAGGCUAAUGUUCUUAUUCACCCCGUUGUCGGUCUCACCAAGCCCGGUGACAUUGAUCACUUCACCCGUGUCCGCGCCUACCAGGCACUCCUUCCCCGUUACCCUAACGGCAUGGCCGUUCUGGGUCUGCUUGGUCUGGCCAUGCGUAUGGGUGGCCCCCGUGAGGCUAUCUGGCAUGCUAUCAUUCGUAAGAACCAUGGUGCUACUCACUUCAUUGUGGGUCGCGACCACGCCGGACCUGGCUCUAACUCCAAGGGCGAGGACUUCUACGGUCCUUACGAUGCUCAGCAUGCCGUCGAGAAGUACAAGGAUGAGCUCGGCAUUGAGGUCGUCGAAUUCCAGAUGGUUACCUAUCUUCCCGAUACCGAUGAGUACCGCCCCAUUGAUCAGGUUCCCGCUGGCGUCAAGACCCUCAACAUCUCCGGUACCGAACUCCGCCGCCGUCUGCGCUCCGGCGCUCACAUCCCCGAGUGGUUCUCCUACCCCGAAGUUGUCAAAAUCCUGCGCGAGUCCAACCCCCCGCGUGCUACCCAGGGUUUCACUAUCUUCUUGACGGGCUACAUGAACUCGGGCAAGGACGCCAUCGCCCGUGCUCUGCAGGUCACUUUGAACCAGCAGGGUGGACGCUCCGUCUCCCUGCUGCUGGGUGAUACCGUCCGCCACGAGCUCUCAUCUGAGCUGGGCUUCACCCGCGAGGACCGUCACACCAACACACAGCGUAUCGCUUUCGUCGCCACUGAGCUUACCCGCGCCGGUGCCGCCGUCAUCGCAGCCCCCAUUGCCCCUUACGAGGAGUCUCGCAAGUUCGCUCGUGACGCCGUCAGCCAAGCUGGCUCAUUCUUCUUGGUCCACGUUGCCACUCCCCUUGAGUACUGCGAGAAGACCGACAAGCGUGGCAUCUACGCCGCUGCCCGUCGCGGUGAGAUCAAGGGUUUCACCGGUGUUGAUGAUCCUUACGAGACCCCUGAGAAGGCCGAUCUUGUUGUCGACUUCUCCAAGCAGAGCGUGCGCAGCAUCGUGCACGAGAUCAUUCUCAUUCUGGAGAGCCAGGGCUUCUUGGAGCGUCUGUAG
This is a messenger RNA of Penicillium bovifimosum, 1722 nucleotides long. RefSeq names its product sulfate adenylyltransferase (gene sC). The record is from RefSeq and is a predicted model, not a curated record. Gene Ontology annotation, cellular component: cytoplasm. The transcript has 5 exons. Gene Ontology annotation, molecular function: ATP binding; adenylylsulfate kinase activity; sulfate adenylyltransferase (ATP) activity. Gene Ontology annotation, biological process: sulfur amino acid metabolic process. The coding region runs from base 1 to 1722 and encodes 573 amino acids. NCBI's taxonomy places the organism in Eukaryota, Fungi, Ascomycota, Eurotiomycetes, Eurotiales, Aspergillaceae.